Molecule: messenger RNA, 1235 nt
Organism: Ananas comosus (pineapple)
Lineage: Eukaryota; Viridiplantae; Streptophyta; Magnoliopsida; Poales; Bromeliaceae
Product: zinc finger protein 6-like
Exons: 3
Coding region: 377-1036 (219 amino acids)
Biological process (GO): trichome morphogenesis; cytokinin-activated signaling pathway; gibberellic acid mediated signaling pathway
Cellular component (GO): nucleus
Molecular function (GO): transcription cis-regulatory region binding; DNA-binding transcription factor activity
Source: RefSeq, a predicted model, not a curated record
UCUUCGAGUUGAGGAAAAUCAAUCGAAUCUCCGAAGUGCCCACCAUUACGGUUUCUCGCUCUUUUAAUUUUGAUUACUUGCUUGCUAAGUGAGGAGUAUUCAUUAAAAAAAGGAGGAAAAGGAAAAGAGCAAAUGGUUUGGUGGAGUUCAUGAAAGAUAGCAGGAUGGGUUAAAGUAAGAAAUGUGCUGGGCCAGAGUUGAUGGCACUGAGAGCUAUUGGUGCAUGGUGUAUCCACCUUGCCCACAAAAUCUACAUUGAAAAAGUUUGCAGCUAUACUGGGGUCAGGAACUCGGGAUGAUGCAUGUGUUAGGAACAAUGGGUGAAGGAAUAUCAAAUGUACCAGUGCCAUGUUACUUCAAAAUUUAAAUCAUCUGAAUGCAGUAUAAAUGGCUAUUGGAUCCCUCAACUUAUUGGACUCAACUCAAGAGAGAGAGAGAGAGAGAGAAACAUCUCAUUAUCCCCCACAUUGGAGGAAUCCUCAAACCACACAUAUCCUCGCGCAACAUGGAGGAGAAGAAGCUCCGGUUGUUCGGCUUUGAGCUCGAUCCCUCGGCUGCACCGAGAAGCCAGAGCGAUAAGCGGAGCACGGAAAAGUCGUUAACCGAUCGCGCCGAAGAAAAGAAGUAUGGGUGCCAGUUCUGUCUGAAGGAGUUUGCGAAUUCGCAAGCCCUGGGGGGCCAUCAGAAUGCUCACAAGAAGGAGAGGAUGAAGAAAAAGAGACUGGAGGUUCAGGCGCGAAAAGCUGGCAUGAAUUAUUAUCUCCAGCCUCUUAUAAGAAGCCACAGUUCUGAGUGCAACAUCUCCAUCCCUUGGUUGUAUGAUCCGUCGCGAUCCGGCCCCGAGUUUGUUCUGUUUGAAGAAUCUCAGGGCAGCUUCAAAGCCUGUGAUCAGAACAUGUAUUAUGUGGGUGGCUUCUUUGCUGCCAAACCGGCUUCUUUUAAAAGCAGCUUCUGCAAGCAGCCGGCUGUCGCCAAGCCGUCGUCGCCGUCGCCGAAGCGUAAUUGCAAACUUUUGGAUCUUCACUUAGGCUUGUAGUUAAUUUUUAUUGGAACUUAGGUAGGGAUUUGCCUUGAAUUGUUGUAUCUUGUUAGCAAUUCUGAAGAUCAUGCAGAAUAUUUGUGUAAUGGAGAGCAUGCGUGACUUGUACCAUGCUAUUGUGUAAUAGAAUUAUUGUUAUAUGCUGGAUUUUAGCAGUUUAGAUUUCAAAAGAAAUGGGAAAAAUUUUAGAUGAAAA